Messenger RNA from Mesorhabditis spiculigera, 5052 nucleotides. The record is from the annotation of a GenBank genome assembly. Lineage: Eukaryota; Metazoa; Nematoda; Chromadorea; Rhabditida; Rhabditidae.
AUGGCGCUCCCGAUCAAGUUCCAGGAGCAUCUGAACUUGCUAGCCUUGGGCAUAAAGCAAACGGCGGUGACAUUUAACACCCUGACCAUGGAGUCGGACAAAUACAUCGUCAUCCGCGAAUUGGUUGGUGACAGCAACCAGGUCGUCAUCAUCAACAUGGCCGACCCGAAUAAUCUGACGCGUCGACCCAUCCAGGCGGACUCGGUCAUCAUGAACCCCAAUCGUCCAAUUAUGGCUCUAAAAGCGGGGACCACUCUCCAGUUGUUCAACAUUGAAAGCAAGGCUCGCGUGAAAAACCAUACCAUGCCCGAGGAAGUUAGUUACUGGAAGUGGGUGAAUGAGGAGACGAUCGCUCUUGUCACGGCUACUUCCGUCUACCACUGGAGCCUGGAAGGCGAAGGGACUCCGAUGAAGGUCUUCGAGCGCCACUCCAACCUCCAUAGCCAUCAAAUCAUCAACUACUGCGCUUCGAGUGACCUGAAGUGGCUGUGCCUCGCUGGGAUUGCUGCUAAAGACGGAGCGAUCACUGGCCAGCUGCAACUAUACAGCACCGAGCGUCGCGUAUCGCAGCCGAUUGAUGGGCAUGCUGCAUGCUUCCUGCAAUUCAAGGUCGAAGGCAACCCGCAUCCAAGCAAUCUGUUCUGCUUCUCUUCGCGCAAUGAAACGGGCGGCAAGGCGCAUAUCAUCGAAGUGGGAACGCCCGCACAAGGAAACCAGGCGUUUGCCAAGAAGCAGACCGAUGUCCCUUACAACGCUGAUGCGGCCGCUGAUUUUCCCGUCAGUCUCCUGGGGAACGGCGCACAUGGUAUUCUCUACAUGGUCACCAAGCACGGCUUCAUGCACCUAUUUGAUGCGGAGACUGGUCUGCGGAUCUAUUCGAACCGCAUUUCGACGGAGACAAUCUUCGUAACCUGCGAAUAUUCCCAAACGAAGGGUAUCAUGGGCGUCAACAGGAAGGGACAGGUGCUUUCCGUGUCGAUUGACGAGAACAACCUGGUCCCUUACCUGACGCAGCAGAUGUCGAACCCAGACUUGGCCUUGAAGCUCGCUGUUCGAUGUGAUUUGGCCGGUGCUGAUGAGCUCUUCGUCCGGAAGUUCAACAUGCUCUUCGGCAAUGGAAAUUAUUCGGAAGCAGCGAAGAUUGCCGCGACUGCACCGCAAGGAAUCCUGCGAACCCCUGCGACGAUCCAGCGUUUCCAACAGAUCGCUGCCCCUCCAGGCCAGCAAGCGCCGCUUCUUCAGUACUUCAGCAUCCUCCUCGAACAAGGCAAGCUGAACAAGUAUGAGACGCUGGAGCUGUGCCGCCCGGUGGUUGCGCAGGGCAAGAAGGAACUGUUGCAAAAAUGGCUACAGGCACAAAAGCUCGAGUGCUCGGAGGAGCUAGGAGAUCUCGUGAAGCCGUACGAUGUGACCCUUGCUCUAUCCAUCUACCUGAGGGGAAACAUCCCGAAUAAGGCUGUGCAAUGUUUUGCGGAGACUGGACAAUUCGACAAGAUCAUCCAGUACUCGAACAGAGUUGGAUUCGUUCCCGACUAUCUCCUGCAACUGCGACAGGUGCUCCGAUCCAAUCCCGAGCAGGCCACCUCAUUCGCCAAGAUGCUCGUCACGGAAUCGAACAAUGGAGAACCCUUGGCUGAAGUUCAUCAAAUUGUCGACUGUUUCAUGGAAGUCCAAGCGAUUCAACCAUGCACUGCGUUCCUUCUCGAGGCCCUGAAAGGCGACAAAGAAAGUGAGGGAAAUCUUCAAACUCGCUUGUUGGAAAUGAACCUCAUCCACUCUCCGAUGAUGUUCCACCACUACGAUCGGGCUUCUAUCGGGCAGCUCUGCGAGAAGGCUGGCCUGCUGCAACGCGCCCUGGAGCACUUCACCGACAUCUACGACAUCAAGCGCACAGUCGUCCAUACGCAUUUGCUCAACCCUGAUUGGUUGAUCAACUACUUCGGCUCGUUGUCGGUCGAGGAUUCGCUGGAAUGUCUGAAGGCCAUGCUCUCCACGAACAUCCGUCAAAACCUCCAGAUUGUCGUCAAGAUCGCUUCCAAAUAUAACGAGCAACUUGGCACGGCUGCACUCAUUGAUCUCUUCGAAUCUUUCAAGACCUACGAAGGGUUGUAUUACUUCCUCGGCGCGAUCGUCAACUUUUCGCAAGACCCCGAAGUUCAUUUCAAGUACAUACAGGCGGCUACACGAACGAAUCAAAUCAAAGAAGUUGAACGCAUCUGCCGCGAGUCUGAGGUUUACGAUCCGGAGCGAGUGAAAAACUUCCUGAAAGAAGCGAAACUCUCCGACCAACUGCCGCUGAUUAUCGUCUGCGAUCGCCAUAACAUGGUCCACGACCUGGUCCUCUACCUCUAUCGAAACCAGCUGCAAAAGUACAUCGAAGUCUUCGUGCAAAAGGUUAACCCUGCGCGUUUGCCGGAGGUCGUUGGUGGACUGCUCGAUGUUGAUUGUAGCGAGGAUGCCAUCAAGCAAUUAAUCGUCAACACUCGCGGGAAAUUCGACAUCGACCUGCUUGUGGAAGAGCUCGAAAAGCGCAACCGGCUGAAGUUGCUGACGCAUUGGCUAGACUCGCGUGUACAAGAAGGAGCCAAGGAUCCUGCAACGCAUAACGCCCUGGCUAAGAUCUACAUCGACUCCAAUCAGAACCCGGAUCGCUUCUUGAAGGAGAACCAAUACUACGAUUCGCGAGUUGUGGGCAAAUAUUGCGAAAAACGUGAUCCGCACUAUGCUUUCCUUGCGUACGAGCGCGGCAGGUGCGACGACGAGCUGAUCAAGGUGUGCAACGAGAACUCGCUGUUCAAGAACCUUGCGCGAUAUUUGGUGAGGCGACGGGACUUUGGACUUUGGGAAAUCGUCCUGAGCGAGCAAAAUGAGUACAAGAGGGCUCUCAUUGAUCAGGUGGUACAAACUGCGCUGGCGGAGACGCAGGAUCCUGAGGAAGUCUCCACCACCGUGAAGGCAUUUAUGGCUGCGGAUCUGCCAAAUGAGUUGAUCGAACUACUGGAGAAGAUCGUUCUGGACGGCUCUACCGGCUCUACUUUCUCGGAGCACCGCAAUCUCCAGAACUUGCUGAUAUUGACCGCAAUCAAGGCCGACCAAUCUCGAGUGAUGACAUAUAUCCAAAAAUUGGAUAAUUAUGACGCCCCCGAUAUCGCUAAUAUUGCCAUCUCGAGUGAAUUGUAUGAAGAAGCAUUCGCAAUCUUCAAGAAGUUUGACGUCAACAGUUCGGCCGUGAAUGUGCUGAUCGAAAACCUCGGUAAUCUGGACCGUGCCUAUGAAUUUGCCGAGAAAUGCAACCAAUCUGACGUUUGGGCAAGCCUGGCAAAGGCGCAACUUCGUCAAAAUCUGGUGAAGGAAGCUGUCGACUCGUUCAUCAAGGCGGACGAUCCCGGAACUUACAUGGAAGUUGUGGCGAAAUGUUCGGAGACCGGAAAAUGGGAUGAUUUGGUGCGGUACCUCCAAAUGGCUCGCAAGAAGUCUCGUGAAUCAUACAUCGAUACGGAGCUCAUCUUUGCCCUUGCAAAGACCAACCGCCUUGCCGAGCUAGAAGAAUUCAUCUCGAGCCCCAAUCAUGCUCAAAUCACGCAGAUUGGUGAUCGUUGUUACGACAAUGCUAUGUUCGAUGCGGCCAAGAUUCUCUUCACCAACGUCUCGAACUUUGCUAAGCUCGCCGUCACCCUUGUCAAGCUGCAGGAAUUCCAAGGAGCGGUCGAUGCUGCGAGGAAGGCAAAUUCCACCAAGACUUGGAAGCAGGUCUGCUUUGCUUGUGUAGAUGCGGGCGAGUUCCGCCUUGCGCAAAUUUGCGGCUUGGCAAUUGUUGUCCAUGCGGAUGAGCUUGAAGAACUCAACAACUACUACCAAGAUCGUGGUUUCUUCGAGGAACUGAUUGCCCUGCUCGAGGCUGCUCUGGGACUUGAGCGCGCCCACAUGGGAAUGUUCACCGAACUGGCAAUCCUCUACUCGAAAUACAAGCCGGCACGCAUGCGUGAGCAUCUUGAGCUGUUCUGGUCACGCGUCAACAUCCCGAAGGUGUUACGUGCCGCUGAGCAAGCCCAUCUUUGGAACGAGCUCGUCUUCCUGUACGACAAAUAUGAGGAGUACGACAAUGCGGCUCUGACGAUGAUCCAGCACCCGACGGAAUCGUGGCGCGAGCAGACGUUCAAGGAAAUUAUUGCCAAGGUGGCAAACGUGGAAAUCUACUACAAGGCGAUGCAAUUCUACAUCGAUUACAAGCCACUACUCCUCAAUGAUCUCCUGAACGUGCUGUCACCACGGCUUGACCUCUCGAGGACCGUCCAGUUCUUCAAGAAGCUCGAUCACCUACAAUUUGUGCGCCCCUACUUGAAGCAUGUCCAAGCUCAGAACAACAAGUCGCUCAAUGAGGCGCUGAAUGCGAUGUACAUCGAGGAAGAGGAUGCUUCCUCUCUCAGGGCUUCCAUCGACGCUCAUAACAACUUCGACAAUAUUGCUUUGGCCCAGUGCUUGGAGAACCAUCAUUUGGUCGAGUUCCGUCGCAUCUCUGCCUACUUGUUCAAGGGAAAUAACCGCUGGAAGCAAAGCAUUGCUCUAUGCAAAAAGGACAAGCUCUACAAGGAUGCCAUCGAAUACGCUGCCGAGUCUCAAUCGCCAGAGAUUGCUGAAGAUUUGAUUAGCUUUUUCCUGGAAGAGAGACUUUACAACUACUUCUCGGCGACCCUGUACCAUUGCUACGAUCUCGUCCAUCCCGACGUCAUCCUCGAAGAAGCCUGGAAGCACAAGAUCAUGGACUUUGCGAUGCCCUACAUGAUUCAAGUGAUGCGCGAGAUGACGACACGCCUUGGAACCUUGGAGAAGCAAUUGAACGAGCGCAACGAAGAAUCAAAGGAGCAGGCCCAAAGCGGGGGCAUGAUGGAUCAGCAGCCCCUGAUGCUGACAUAUGGUCCGAUGGGCGGGAUGCCGCAACAGAUGCCCGGCUAUGCGGGAGGUGCCCCUGUGAUGCCCCCGUAUGGCGGUCAGCAACCCUACCCCGGUGCUGUCCCCCCGCAGGGCUACAAUCAGAACAAUGGUGGUCACUUC